AUGGAGGACUCGUCUAUCUUUCCCCCAGAGAGUCCCCUUUAUUUAGGAGUAUUAUGUUGUUCUGAACAGUUGUCUGGGGUGGAGGCAGGGUUUGAUGCCUAUUUUACGUCCCGCACACUUGAAAACAACAGAAGGAACGUAUGGUUUGCUGAAUAUUGGGAAGAAAACUUCAACUGCAAGUUGACGAUUAGUGGGUCAAAGAAAGAAGACACAGAUCGCAAAUGCACAGGACAGGAGAGAAUUGGAAAAGAUUCCAACUAUGAGCAGGAGGGGAAAGUUCAGUUCGUGAUUGACGCCGUCUAUGCUAUGGCUCACGCCCUGCAUCACAUGAACAAGGACCUCUGCGCCGACUACCGGGGGGUGUGUCCAGAGAUGGAGCAAGCGGGGGGCAAGAAGUUGCUGAAGUACAUCCGCAACGUUAAUUUCAAUGGUAGCGCUGGCACCCCAGUAAUGUUUAACAAGAAUGGGGACGCACCUGGGCGUUACGACAUCUUUCAGUACCAGACAACAAACACCACGAACCCGGGUUACCGUCUGAUUGGACAGUGGACAGAUGAACUUCAACUCAAU
Molecule: messenger RNA, 570 nt
Organism: Hipposideros armiger (great roundleaf bat)
Lineage: Eukaryota; Metazoa; Chordata; Mammalia; Chiroptera; Hipposideridae
Product: metabotropic glutamate receptor 7-like
Exons: 4
Biological process (GO): G protein-coupled receptor signaling pathway
Cellular component (GO): membrane
Source: RefSeq, a predicted model, not a curated record